Messenger RNA from Orycteropus afer afer, 336 nucleotides. It is a transcript of the gene PCBD1, whose product is annotated as pterin-4 alpha-carbinolamine dehydratase 1. Gene Ontology annotation, molecular function: 4-alpha-hydroxytetrahydrobiopterin dehydratase activity. The transcript has 4 exons. The record is from RefSeq and is a predicted model, not a curated record. The annotation marks the transcript as partial. Gene Ontology annotation, biological process: tetrahydrobiopterin biosynthetic process. Lineage: Eukaryota; Metazoa; Chordata; Mammalia; Tubulidentata; Orycteropodidae.
AUACCCAUACCUGCAUCUGGGUUUGCUGGCAAAGCACACAGGCUAAGCGCCGAGGAGAGGGACCAACUACUACCAAACCUGAGGGCUGUGGGGUGGAAUGAACUGGAAGGCCGCGAUGCCAUCUUCAAGCAGUUCCAUUUCAAAGACUUCAAUAGGGCUUUUGGGUUCAUGACAAGGGUGGCCCUGCAGGCUGAGAAACUGGACCACCAUCCUGAAUGGUUUAACGUGUACAACAAGGUCCACAUCACCCUGAGCACCCAUGAGUGUGCAGGCCUUUCGGAGCGGGACAUAAACCUGGCCAGCUUCAUCGAACAAGUAGCAGUGUCCAUGACAUAG